Molecule: messenger RNA, 2587 nt
Organism: Gasterosteus aculeatus aculeatus (three-spined stickleback)
Lineage: Eukaryota; Metazoa; Chordata; Actinopteri; Perciformes; Gasterosteidae
Source: RefSeq, a predicted model, not a curated record
CGCUCCGUUGAAAGACGACGGACUAAUGUUGGGUGGACUUUCACGGGUUCACUGAAAAAACAAGCGGGUCGGGAAGAACAUCCACCGUUUCCGGUGUGGAGGGGGGGUGAAGCGUCGCGCGGCCCCUCGCUCUCCCGUUUCGUCACCUCGAGCAUCCCGUCAGCAAAACACGGCUGUGGAUGCCUUGAACCAUGAGUGUCCUGGGACCUACGCCGAGGCAGGCCAAUGCAGUGGCCCGAUCCGACAGCAAGAUCAGCGCCAAGGCCCUCUACGAACAGAGGAAGAAAUACUCCAACUCCAAUUAUAUCAUGCAAGAGACAUCGCAGUAUCAUGUUGAGCAUCUCUCCACGUUCAUUAUGGACAAGACCGAGUCCAUUGUCACAGUGGACGAUGCCGUCAAGAAACUGAUGCUUUUGGAUUCAAAAGACAAAAUCUGGACCCAGGAGAUGCUCCUGCAGGUCACAGACAAGGCCGUGAGGCUGCUGGACUGUGACACACAGGAAGAGUUGGAGAACUUCCCUCUUCCCACAAUCCAGAUGAGUCAGACGGUCCUGAAUCAGACACGUUACCCCUCCGUCCUCCUGCUGGUUUGUCAGGACAAGGAGCAGCACAGACCCGACAUCCACUUCUUCCACUGUGACGAAGUGGGGGCUGAGAUGGUCCAUGCAGAUAUAGACAGUGCCAUCGGAGACAACAAGCAUGGCAAGAAAAUGAGGCUUCAGACUCUGAAGGUGAACCAGGAGAAAAUGAAGCGUCACAGAGAAACUAUCCUUCCCCCCUCGGCCCCUAAGAGCCCCUCGCCUGCUGCGAAGGGACGCGUGGCGGCCAUGAGCACACAGGAUCCACAAACCUCCAGACAAAGUGACGCAGAGGCACAUGAAAAGCUAACUCAGAACAUUGAGAUGGACGUGCAAAUCCUCAACUGUUCCCUGGAUGACAUUGAGAUCUUUGUGGCGCGGCUGCACAAGGCACUGGAUGCCUUUACUCAGCUCAACCAGCGCAACAAGAGUAAGAAGAAUAAGAAGAAAGGACCAGCAGAGGGCAUGCUGACCCUGCGGGCGAAGCCCCCCACCGAAGCUGAGUUCAUCGAUAGCCUGCAGAAACUCAAGCUGGCCCUCAACCUCUUGGCCAAACUGAGGAAACACAUACACAAUCCAAGUGCGUCUGAGCUGGUUCAUUUCCUCUUCGGCCCCCUCGAGCUGGUGCUGCAGAGCUGUGGGAGCCCUGAACUUCUGCGUUCGGUGAUCUCCCCGCAUCUCUCCAUGGACACGGUGGACUUCCUGCGGGGACACCUCACCCCCAAAGAGAUGACCAUCUUUGAGCUGCUGGGGGAUGGAUGGACCAAACCCAGAGCGGAGUGGCCCAGGGAUCAAUGUGCACCUCCUUAUCACCCUAAGUUUCGUAACGGCUGGGAGCCGCCAUUGGAGCUCCUCAGGACAGCCGCGUGGGAAACAGAGGGAGCAGCGGGGCCACUGGGGCCCCCCAGCAGCCCCGAUUACAGACAACAUGCAGCUGAAGAUUAUUAUGGAACACAAUCCUCUAACUCAAAUGGGUCAAAUGGGUCUUACAAUGGGGCGCCCUCCGCUCGCAAAUAUGCCAAAAUUCGCUACCACUUUGUAGCACGGAAUGCCAACGAGCUGUCGGUGCUGCAGGAUGAAAUCCUCGAGGUGAUAGAGGAUGACAAACAGUGGUGGAAACUUCGUAACCGCAGCGGUCAAGCCGGCUACGUCCCGUUUAACAUCCUGGACGUGGUGAAGAUUGAGGAGCCAGAAGCCCCCUACAACCAGGUGGGCUUUUCAUGCAGUGUAUUAACAUUAGAUUCUCUGAUGAGAACAAUAAUCCUUUAGCUGUGUAUGGGUGAGCCCUUAAAGGAAGUGAUUCACUUAAAGGUCACUAUCUAUAAAACAGCAGCAAACAGUGGAGUGUCCACUGUGGCUCAGUGGUGGAGCGGGAAAAUAAAAAACUAAACCUAUAUCAACAACAACAAAAAACAAACUUUAAUACAACGCUAAAUAACAACGUGGAAGGAACGUUGCUGCUAUCAGUGCAGCUUUGCCUUCAAGCUCUCGGACCUUGUUGUGAUCCUAUUCAUUGUGCAGCAGCACUUUCCCACCCUCAGCAAAAGCCUACACCCGCAUAGACACGCACUGCACACAUGCACGCUGGGCUCCAGGGUCAAAACGUAUCAAGCACCAGUGAGAUGAAAGUUAAACCUGUUUGAUGGAACAAACACUUAUUCAUUAUUAUUACAUCUUUGUGGCAAGGCCUCAAUAUAGCCAAUUAUUUUCGUAUUGCUGUUUACGAGUACAGUAUAACAAAUAAUCAAACACACUAUGUAUGUCAGAAGUAGUCUCAUCCCGUUGGUACCUGCAGAUCAGCACCAGGUAUUAACAUGAAUAGUGUCGCUUUUCAUAAAAUUAAUCAUGCAUGUUUAUCGUCAAUAACAGUGAGACGCUAUGAUGAAUGUGUUUGUAUGCAGCAUGAUGCAUGCAUAUGUGUAAUGAUGUGAUGUGUAGUCACGAAAUGAAGAUUAAAGCAAAACAUUCAGGAUUUAAAGUUGUAAAUAUGAUAAAAACGUUAGAAUUUG